AUGCCGCCCGUUCGCACCGCUCGCGCCUCCAAAAAGGCUCCCCCGGAAGGCUUCGACGACAUCGAAGACACGCUCCUCGAGUUCGCCGCUGCCAUGAAAGACGCCGAAAACGCCUCGCACGAAGGCAAGAAGAAAUAUGAAAUGACGUGGCCCAUCUUCCAAAUCACGCAUCAGCGCUCCCGCUACAUCUACGACCUGUACUACGAGAAGGAGGCUAUCGACAGGAAGUUGUACGACUGGCUACUCAAGAAUGGAUAUGCAGACCCGAAUUUGAUUGCCAAGUGGAAGAAGCAAGGGUAUGAGAAGCUUUGCUGCACAAGGUGCAUUCAGACCAAGGAGACCAAUUUCCGGUCGACGUGUAUCUGUCGCGUGCCGAAGGAGCAGUUGAAGGAGGGGCAGGAGAUUCAGUGUGUGAACUGCGGAUGUCGGGGUUGCGCGUCGAGCGACUGA
This is a messenger RNA of Didymosphaeria variabile, 450 nucleotides long. It is a transcript of the gene BUD31, whose product is annotated as Component of the SF3b subcomplex of the U2 snRNP. The coding region runs from base 1 to 450 and encodes 149 amino acids. The record is from RefSeq and is a predicted model, not a curated record. Gene Ontology annotation, cellular component: nucleus; spliceosomal complex. The transcript has 2 exons. Gene Ontology annotation, biological process: mRNA splicing, via spliceosome. NCBI's taxonomy places the organism in Eukaryota, Fungi, Ascomycota, Dothideomycetes, Pleosporales, Didymosphaeriaceae.